UUUCUAUUUCUUUUCUAUAUAUGGAAAGUGAAAAAACCAUCAUAUAAUAAUCCAGAAAUUGCAAUAGAAAAAGAAAUAAGGGAGGUUUGUGAUGAUUUUUCAAUCUUUUGUACUAGGUAAUCUAGUAUCCUUAUGCAUGAAAAUAAUCAAUUCGGUCGUUGUAGUCGGACUCUAUUAUGGAUUUCUGACCACAUUCUCCAUAGGGCCCUCUUAUCUCUUUCUUCUCCGAGCUCUGGUUAUAGAAGAAGGAACCAAGAAGAAGGUAUCAACAACAACUGGUUUUAUUACGGGACAGCUCAUGAUGUUCAUAUCGAUCUGUUAUGCGCCUCUGCAUCUAGCAUUGGGUAGACCUCAUACAAUAACUGUCCUAGCUCUACCAUAUCUUUUGUUUCAUUUCUUCUUGAACAAUCACAAACACUUUUUUUAUUAUGGAUCUACUACUAGAAAUUCAAUGCGUAAUCUCAGCAUUCAAUGUGUAUUCCUGAAUAAUCUCAUUUUUAAAUUAUUCAACCAUUUCAUUUUACCAAGUUCAAUGUUAGCCAGAUUAGUCAACAUUUAUCUCUUUCGAUGCAAUAACAAGAUCUUAUUUGUAACAAGUGGUUUUGUUGGUUGGUUAGUUGGUCAUAUUUUAUUCAUGAAAUGGCUUGGAUUGGUAUUAGUCUGGAUACGGCAAAAUCAUUCUAUUAGAUCAAAUAAGUACAUUCGAUCUAAUAAGUACCUU
This is a messenger RNA of Capsicum annuum, 721 nucleotides long. Its product is annotated as putative protein TIC 214 N-terminal part. Gene Ontology annotation, cellular component: membrane. The transcript has a single exon. The record is from RefSeq and is a predicted model, not a curated record. Lineage: Eukaryota; Viridiplantae; Streptophyta; Magnoliopsida; Solanales; Solanaceae. The annotation marks the transcript as partial.